UGGGGGAGAGGGGUGAGGGGCGGGGCUCGCGUGAAGAUGGCGGGAAGUGACGCUCCCUUGCUGAGGCUUCCCCCGGAGCUGCUGGUUCACGUCGUGGCGCUGCUGCCCGGCCGCUGCCUCCCCGCCGUGGCGGCUUCGUGCCGCGCGCUGCGCCGCGUUGCCUUAACCGACUCCGUGUGGCGCCGCCGCUGCGAGGAAGAGUACGGUGUGCAAGAGGACCUGCACGCCAUGGAGGCGACGGGGAUGGCGUUCCGCGACCUCUACAUCAAACGUGUAAACCCCAGAGUCAAGUCAGGGAAGUACAUGAAACUGCUCCCAGAGUACGAAAACAUGGCCUACAGGGAUGUCUAUGUGCAUUUGCUGCACCCCUACCGACACAUCCUGGGGCUCUGGCAGCCGCUGAUCGGCCCCUACGGUGGCCUCCUCAACGUGGUGGUGGAUGGGCUGUUCAUCUUUGGCUGGAUGUACCUGCCGCCGCACGACCCGUGCGUGCGCGACCCCAUGCGGCGCAAGCCCUUGUUUCGCGUGCACCUCUGGGAGCGCCACCGCACGGAGGUGGAGUGCAUGUACGGCCACAGCGGCCCCCACCGCGGGCACAUCCGGAAAGGAAACGGCAGUGAACAUGGGCUGCCGAACGAAAAGGUUCACAAAAAGGAUGAAUUUUCCACCAAGUGCAUCCAGACCGACUUCCACCGAAUGUCAGGCGGCCGGCAAGAGGAGUUCCGCACGUGGCUGCAGGACGAGUGGGGGAAGACGCUAGAGGAGAUCUUCAUCGAGCACACGCAGGAGCUCAUCCUCAUGAAGUUCAUCUACACCAGCCAGUACGACAACUGUCUCACGUACAAGCGAAUCUUCCUGCCUCCGGAGCGACCCGACUCGCCGCUGCCGCCCGGCCUCUUCAAGGGCGCCUACGGGAGCCACGGCCUGGAGAUCGUCAUGCUGAGCGUGUGCGGGCGGCGUGCGCGCGUUACCAAGAUCACGGGCGACCCCAACGUGCCGGCCGGCCAGCUCACGCUUGAUGUCGACCUGUCCCUCCCGCUGGCGCUGAGCAGCCUCGAGCAGCAGUCCAACAUGGAGGAGCUGUCUCGCAUCGUCAACUCCAUCUGGGAGAGGGAGCGCGAGAGGGAGGCAGCGGCCGGUGAGCGCAGACCGGCGGCGGGCAGAGGGGAGGCAGAGCCCGAGGGAGCAGGACGAGGAGAAGGAGACUUGCCUGAAGAGGAGGAGGGUGGUGGUGAUGCGGCGGAGGUUGCGGAGGGCGGUGGAGAUGCUCGGCCUAGUGGCGAUGGGAGCGUCCACGCCGGCCGGGGUUCCCGGCCACGACCGUGCCCAGCGUCUCCGCGGCAGCAGCAGCGGCGGCAGGAGGAGGAGCGGCCGCAGGACCCCGUGGCGCAGAGUGGGCCGUCGCGGCGAGCAGGACCCUCGGAGGAGGGGAGACGUGAGGGGGUCGCUCCAGACGCCCCCCCCCCUCGGCGAGACGGCUCACCGGCGCUGCCUGCAGGGGUCGAGGACCAGCUCGACGACGACGACGACGACGAGGCGGGCGCGGUGGGCGGGGUCGGCGUUGGAACCGCCCGUUGGGAGGCGGAGCCCCCCCGUGGAAUCGACUCUGGGGAUCGGCAGGACUGGGCACGUGGCAGGAACCUGCGAUUGGACGAGGAUCGGAGUGGGCAGCCGGAUAUGGCGCCUGUGGUGGAGGAGGAGGGGGCCGAGAGGGUAGCAGCGGGGAGGGCACAGUGGGAGGCCGAGGGGGUGGUUGGGGGGGUAGAGGAGCAGGAGGAGGGAGAGGCUCACCUGGAGGAGUUCCACCUGCCAAUGGGGAUCAUUCCACGGCAAACCGACUACCCACGCACCUGCCGGGCCAGGUUCUACGGGACGGGGCUGAUCGCGGGGCACGGCUUCACGAGCCCGCAGCGCACGCCCGGGAUCUUCGUGGCAUUCGACGACGACACCUUCGGGUUCCUGUGGGUGGAGCUCAACUCGUUCAGCCUGUACAGCCGUGUGCACGAGCGGCUGAUGAACGCGCAGGCACCCUCUGCCACCGCCUUCGAGGCCAUGCUUGAGGAGCUCAGGACAGCGACGGCAUGAUGGGCAGAGGGCGGAGGAGGAGAGGGGUGCGCGCGAACAGGCGAGGGGAAGAGCUGGAGGCCUGGAGUGGGGGGGGGGGUGUGCGAUGAGGAGAUAGAGUAGGCCUCCUGCGUGCCCCCCCCCUCACCCCCCUUAAUCCGUGCUUCUCGCCGGAACGAGCCCCGAGCCAUUAAAUGUCACGAGCAGAGGUGUAAAUGUGCCAGUGUACGACGGCACGCCAUACCAGCACUUUCAGAAUGUUCCUGCUCCAAUAAUACGAUGUUUCAGCAGAGGGGAUACGGCAGUGAGUGUCCGAGCACAUCUGUGUGUGUGGGUAUGGAAAAGGCGUUCAUGACGCCUUCUGGCCAAACUCCAUCUGGCAGAGCCAGACUGAACCCCCUCUCUCAGGGUUUCUCCAGGAACAGGAGAACACUGCGAUUGGCCACUUGGAAUGUUCGGACUCUCGUUGCGGAGGAGAGGCUGCCACUUAUCUGUCGGAAGAUGGCUUGGUACUGCCUGGACCUCUGGAAUACAGGCGGCCCGGUGGACCGGUUCUGACUCCAGUCAUCAUGAGGGGUGGACAGUUCUCCACUCGGGGCAGGAAACUGCCAAACAACAGGGAGCGGUACUUCUUUUAAACAAAAUAAUGAAGAGGAUGUGGGAGCGUGGCGGUGAGGUGUGGGAAGCUGUAAGUCCCAGGUUACUGUGGGCUCACUUCCCAAUCAACAAGAGGCGAGAAAUGGUGGUGGUGGUUGUUUUCGACCCACUGAAGAUGAACGUCAGUGGAGGGAUGCAGACAAGGCCGAUGAGUCCCUCUAUAACCUCCUGUCCCAGGUGCUAGCUCAAGUGGCCCCUUGAGUCCUGUUGGUGUCUGCGUCAUGACCCGAGUGGGUCAUGACGCAAACACUUGGGUUGGAGUGAUCGGAACGAAUGGGUCAGAUCAGCUCAAUCAUAAUGGUAGGAGGCUGCUAGACUUAUGUGCAGCCAAUGGGCUUGUAAUUAACAAAAUACUGUUCCGGAAUUGGCAUAUCCACACAACAUCAUGGAUGCAUGCCUGGUCUAAGCAAAAACAUCUGCUGGACUAUAUAAUUAGGUACCAGCGGAUGCGGGCCCAAGUCCUUGACACCAGGACCUACCGUGGAGCUGAUCUGCCCACUCACCAUCGCCUUGUUAUCUGCAAGAUGCGCCUGCCAUUUGUCCACUCCGGCGGUGUGUGUCUAUCUAGGACCCCAUUAAAACCCACACUGGUCUGGUCUCAGCUAGCUGAGGAUAGUUGCACGCAAGAAUUUCAACAUCACUUGCAGCUGAGGUUGUAAUCGCCCCCCCCCCUCUCCUUCUGAUGCUGAGGGGAAAUGGGUGACGUUCAGGACUGUGGUUCAUGCAGCUACAAUGGCUGCAUUGGGUAUGCAGUCCAGACCUCCCCAGAGACCCUGGCUGAAGGAGGAGGUGUUCCGGCUGGUUGAGUGGAAAGUGACAGGCCCACUCCCAUCGUCUACAACAUCCAACAUUGGAGGAUGAGGAGGCUUGCCGCAGCCUUCACAUGGAGAUUAGGAGAGCCUUGCGGCACUGCAAGGAUGAGUGGUGGGCACGUUGCUGAGGAGAUGGAAUUUGCCUCAGUAGCCCGCAAUCACAAAUCGCUAUUUAUAUAAAAACUGUUACUUGCAGUGCCUCACCUAUCACCAUCCUUGAGGGAAUGCACAGUGAUCUGAUUUCUGACACCCAGAAACAGGUAUGCAGGUUUGCAGAGCAUUUCUGUGAGGACUUGGGGGAGGAGAAUUCCCUCAGCCCAGAACAUGUCGUGGGGCAAGGUGGUGACUACCCUGCUAGGACUGCCGUGUCUCAAAUAUUGGCAGAAGUAGCCACCCCCCUUCCGAGUAGCUGGCUGAGGUGCCAUCUGUGGAUGAAAGACGGGGGGCGAUCCGGAGUCUGAGACCAGGAAAAGCACCGUGCAGAGACACUAUCCCAAGCGAAAUGCUACGGGAGGGUGGCAUCUGUGUGCAGACUGCCCUACAUGACAUCAUCACAACUGUCUGGACCACAGGAUGGGUUCUACAGGAUUGGAAGGAUGCUCUGGUGGUCUCCCCUCUUUUAGAGGGGGGACCGCACAGAUUGUACAAACUACAGGGGCAUCUCUCUUCUGAGUGUGCUGGGUAAGGUCCUGGGAAGGAUUAUUUAUUCAACAUUGCCUUACCAGGCACGCUGAGGACAGGCAUCUGGAGCCCCAAUGUGAUUUCAGACCAGGGCGGUUUUGCACAGAUGCCAUAUUAUCUGUUUGUUUGCUACAGCAGAGGUGUAGGAAAUUCUAGCAAAACAAACAUCUCUGCUUUAUUGACCUGGUCAAGGCCUAUGAUACCAUCAACAGGCCACGGGUUUGAGCUGUUCUUCGUGCUUUUGGAGUCCCUGACUCUCUGCUCACAAUCAUUAAGGGCCUUCAUGAUGGUGGACAGCCCUGGGUAAAGCUACUUGGCCAGGAGUCAGAGCCAUUUCCUGUUCACCUUGGGGUGUGACAGGGAUAUCCUCUGGCUCCUACUUUAUUUAAUGUUUUCAUGGCUGUAUCGGAGGAAUUUCCAUCUUGCACAGAUACAGUCAGAAGCUGAUCGAUGCCCAGGUGCGGUCGAGGGAUGGCUCCCUAUUGGUCAACCAUGUUAUGUAUGCUGAUUAUUUGGUGAUUGCUGCUCACUCACAGGAGGAGUUGGAGGCGCUGCUGCUGAACCUGGAGUGUGCCACGAAGAGGUGAGGUCUUACCAUCAGCCCCACCAAAACUAAGCACUUGCCUGGGUAUUUUGUGCCACCAAACGCUCCACCCCCUCAGCUCCCCAUUGGUGAUAGAACAGUUGUGGAGGGAGUGGAACGUUUUCCAUACCUGGGCAGUGUGCUUAUGACCAGCUCCGGUGUGACAGCAGAGGUCUCACUCCGAAUCGGGCGCCAUUAUAUUUUCAUCGGUUGCGUAAUGCUGUGUGGAAGCUACCUGGUCCGUCGCUCCACAGGAAGCUUCGGGUCUUCUCGGCCACAGUCAUGCCAUCCCUUCUCUAUGCUUGUGAAACGUGGACCCCUCUAAUCUGUGCUGGUUAGAAACAGGCUGGCCUACCUAUAAUCCAUCCUGGGUUUAACCAGGCUGGAUUGUGUGAGGAACUCACAUAGCCUUGAAAGAUCUGGAAAUGUUCCCAUCAGUCAGCUCCUCUGGCAGGCAAUGCUGCGUUGGCUGGGUCAUGUAGCCUGCAUGCCCAGUCAUCGCAUGCCCAAGCAGCUUACAUUUGGCCAGAUAGGGUAAAACAUGGCAUGACAUGGGCUGCAGAAGAGAUGGACUGAUGCAGUACGAGAGGAUGUGGAGCUGAGUGGACUUGCCAAAGACUGGUACCAACGGUGUCAAGGUUGGCCUCUAUAAAAGAGGCUCGUAAAGGAUGUUCCUGGGCCGUUGAACGCAGUCGCCUUCCAACAACAUCUGAGGGCAGAGGAGUGACGCUCAAAACAAUGAGUGAAGCCCGGGCAGCUAACAUGCAGCAAGUUGGCACAGUAGGGGGUAGGGCUGAACGAAUAAUCGAUUUCAAAUCGAAAUUUGAAACGUUGCGAUUAGCAAAUCGCAAAGGCUGCGAUUUUUUGCGAUUUGAAAAGUCUUAUUAUUGGAAUUGUUUUUAUUUAUUAUAACCUUAUUUAUGUAACUUAACAAUUGUUCUAUUUGGUUCUAUUUCAAUUAAACAUUUUAAUAAAUACAUGUUGGAAGCAAUUAAUAUAUUUUAAAUUAUCAUCCUUGCAUUAGAAUAUAAAGAGCAGUUCAUAUUUUUAUGGUACCAUGUGGUAUUGCUCCAUCACAUGUUUUAAAUCUAUUACUCAAUGAAUAUUGAGCUGAAGCUUGACUUAAUUUUUUGGUUAUCGCAAAUCAAGUCGCAAUCGCAAUAUCUGUCAGAAAAAUCGCAAUUAGAUAUUUCCCCCAAAUCGUUCAGCCCUAGUAGGGGGUACAGCUGGUGCAUCUGCCAGUGAUUUCAGUUAACCCAUGGCACCUGGGUCUGUCACAUGACCUGUCAGCGAGCCUUCGACACUUCACGUGGCCUCAAAGUGCACCUGGCCUGGCAUAGGCGCCAUGGUGAUGGCAACGUCACUUCGUGACGAUUGGUGGGUAGUACUAUUGUUAUUGGUUUGUGUGUAUAUGUGUGUGUAUGGGGAGUGUUCGUGUAGGAAUUAGCGUGCUGCACUUUAAACCCGACGACCCGACUUGGAUUCUCGUUCAUGGCCAACAACGGUGACGAUUAUCUGAACUGGUCCUGGGCCUCCCCGAGGUAGACUCAGCCUCAAAUGAGUAACAUCGCCACUAGGGAGACAAAGGCGGCCGGGCGCGAUGCGGGCGACCUACCCCCUCGUGUGCUGUGCCGACCUUCAUAGGCGCUUGCUAACAGCACUUGUCCCGACAGUCUGUCAAGACUGCACGGGGGAUCUUUGUGUGCGGCAUGCACCGAGUCCGUUGACGUGGCCUCUGGGACGAAGAGCGUCUCAUCCCGGCACUGCCGCUUUCACACUUCGCCCCCUGUUCACAUGUGAACGUAACGGCAGCGGUAGGAGCCGGGUGAAUAACGCCGUCUGGCUCACCGAGGCGGCAGGGCAGGGCGGACGAACGUCGCAGGGCCGAUGCGUUUUGUGACAAGGGAAUGAACGUGCAGGGCGCACGGGGGCCCUGGCGCUCGAUUCCACGACCCCAGCAAUACCGCACGACGGCAGCGGCAGCACGGCAAGUAAGAAACCCAGGGAAGUGUUACACUCUUUUUGUGUGGAGGGGGUGGAUCGCUGCAAAAUCAGGGACCGUGAGAGCUCAAGUUGUGCGAGGCCGUCUCUUGUACCCGUGCGCGCGCGUCCAUGAAGCUCGUCUCCCCACCUCGGUGACGGCGGCGAGUGUGGAGUGGGGCUGGGGCGGGGGGAGGGGUGAGCUUGGCAGCGUUUACAAUGCACUGUGUAUGUAUAUUUAUAGUAUCGUAAUUAAUGAGUGUAGUUAUCUAUGUGACCUUUGCACCUCCUAAUUCACAGCCACUCGCACUCCUGGCUGGGCUGCUGGGUGUGCGCCUGCAUUCAGCCGUGGGGAUAGUCCCAAUGGGUGGCAAGGUCCCAGGUUGGUCCCACCCCAGUACCGCACUAGUACCGCACCAGUACACCAGUUACACACCGGUAACACGGCAGUGCUACACCAGUAAGUAACCACUGGGACAUAGCCUCUGCGGCACCGGGACAUGAGUUGUGAAGUUUGAGGAAGCGUUGGUCUCCCCGUGAAGGACGUCAAUUCGGCAAUUCGCGAUGCGGUGAUGAGCGAGAUCGCCUGGCGGACAUUGGCGCCUCUACCUCGCGCGCUCACGCCGUCAGUCCGCCGCCCGAGUACCUGCAGACUGCGGAAAGAGUCCACGAUCAUCGCGAGGGCAAAACUAAACAUCCUCCCAGCCGUGACCGCGAAUCAUGAGAUCGGUUACGGCACGCGAACCGGCUCGUGCGUAUUGCAUCAUCGCAGCGGACGCAAACCCCGGGAUUUAGAUUCAGCUGGGUCGGCCACCCGGCACACCGUAUCCAGAAUACCUCGCGCUAUGGCCGUUCGCUACUCGUCACGUGGAACCGUACUGCAGAGAUACGAUCCGGGGGAAAAAAAUUCGUAAGGAAUGAAGCCCUGAAUAUGAUGUGGCUCUGCCACAUGGUCUGUGACACACCAAUCACACCCCGACGUCAUUCACAAACAGACAUGGGUUGCUGUGUCACGCGCAUCAUCCAGCGAGGUCUAUAGGAUGGGGUUGAUCGCGAUAUGAACACUAUACUGGGGGGAGGGGGUGGUCAAGGGAAUUGUGGGGGGCCAUCGCUGUCAUCCCCCGCCCCCCCCCCGUCUUGUCCCCACCCCACAGCGGAACUCCGGCCGGCUCGUUCGCUCGCACCGCUGGAAUGUGCAAUGCGCGUGGCAUUUCUGUUGAAUAAAACGUCCACGGAGCGCCCCGUUGGGCAG
Molecule: messenger RNA, 8029 nt
Organism: Lethenteron reissneri (Far Eastern brook lamprey)
Lineage: Eukaryota; Metazoa; Chordata; Hyperoartia; Petromyzontiformes; Petromyzontidae
Gene: FBXO31
Product: F-box protein 31
Biological process (GO): SCF-dependent proteasomal ubiquitin-dependent protein catabolic process
Cellular component (GO): SCF ubiquitin ligase complex
Molecular function (GO): protein binding
Source: RefSeq, a predicted model, not a curated record